GAUUUGUUGCCUAUCUCUUUAAGUGAAAGAAGAACUCCCUUUAUAUACCCUUCGACCCGGGACUCGAAGGGUCCGGGAAUUCCGCGCUGAUUGCAGAUGGCAGUCGUCCCUCCCCGAGCGGCCCGGACGGCCGGGGUUAUGAUGACUACCCCAAUAGGUCUGCUGACCUCGUCCGGUACUUCAGCCGUUGCGCUGCACCUGGUCAUUCCGCCAUAAAUGCCACUGUCAGAACAAUAAAUGCGCCGUCCAGCAUUUAUGACCCUCCGACCUGUGAAAGCCCCUCGGGAGAGGAACUGGCUCCUUCGUGGAUGGGCCCUCACGCCAACGGGUUGGGUGAUCCUUUGGGCCGUUGGCACUGAAGAGCCCACCCUCUGAUGGGCCUCAAUAAUUGGGUCCUUCAUGAUUGGGCCCCUGGGCCUGGACCGGGCUAGGGUAGUUCGGGUCCGGAUCAACUAGUCCCCCACUCCGGGUUCUAUCUCCGAGUUUAGGACCCGGAGUUUACUCGGUUUUAUCCUACCUAAAUCGGGCGACGUUCAAUCAGCCGCGUCUUUUAAGUUAGCCGCCUAGUCUUCUGCACCUCCCUCACACAAUCCUAGGCCCCUCCAGCCCACGCGGGGCUCCUCGUUUUCCGUGCGCCAUCACUGCCGGCGGCUCUUCGACUUUAUACCCUGCUUUAUUUUUGAGAGACGUCUUCUCUUCUCACUUCUAAUCUUCACACAUCCCUUCACUCUCCCUCCCAACACCUUUCUUCCAUUUAUCGAGUGACUCCUGCCAGGUACAUCCUUAUUCCCUUUCCUUUGCUUAUACUACGCUUGCCCUUCCCCUGAUUGAUUCACCCAUGGUUUCUCAAAAUACUUCCACCUCCUCUUCUUCGGAGAGGACUGGUUCUGCCGUCCCUUCCCCGGUCCCUCGGCGCGGUCGCCGGCGGCCGGCUCCCCGUAAAAUUGUAGCCCCUUCCUCUUCUAGGGUAGGGAAGAAGAGAGUAGUGGAGAAGCCUACCCACUCCUUGGUCGAUAAAUUCGAUCUUGAGGCCCUUUAUGUCACCCAAGGGAUGGAUCCUUCUUUCCACCUUGUGGUACCUUCUCGCAAUCAGACCCCUUCUAACCCCCCUCCGGGAUACCUCACUUGGUACCUCGAUCAAUUUAAGGCCGGCCUAUCGUUCCCUUUGCAUCCCUUUUUCGUCGAUGUUAGUCGCGUCUAUAGAGUUCCUCUUCAUUUAUUUCAUCCAAAUGCCAUAAAAUUUAUGUCAUGUUUUUACAUUGUCUGUGUGGGUACCGGGGUUGAUCCACGUCCCGAGCUUUUCUUUUCCCUAUUCACCCAUAACCGGUCAUCUUCAGGCUAUUUCCAUCUUUCGACCCGUAUCGGUCGUCUUUUCGCUGGUCUUGUCACGAAGAUCGAUUCGUGGCAACGGCGUUUCUUUUUUGCCCGCCCACCAUCUCCGUGGCCAUUCGACCCCACACCCCCCACUAAGUCCCCCAAGCGUGCUGUCUUGGACGUGAAUUUCGACGAGGAGACAGCCCGUCUCCUUGCUCGUGUUCGUCCUCGCGCUUGGAAUGUAGAAAAGGUCGUCAGUACCACUCCCCUUUUUUCCCGUGCCGGUCUAUGGCGUACCCCCUCACUCGAUCGCCGCCCUUGGGGUAUAUCCCCCCUCUUCAUCUUUACUCGUGCAGUGUUUUCUUUCCUUCUUCUCUAUUAUUAUUAUAUAUUUUUUUGUAAUCUUACUAGCAUUUUUGUUUCGGCAGCCGAUAUGAUGCUUGAUAUGUUGAUGGAGAUGGCGGAGACGGAAAAGAAAAAUACUGAAGAUCCGUUCACACAACCUCAGGAGGCCGGUGCUUCUGUUGUUCCCGGAGCAUCCUCCCGUGGGGUUGAACCUCCUUCGCACAGUUCCAACUCUCCCUCUCGUGCCGCCCCGCCUUCCUCCAACUUGCAGCUGGCUAUUCCUGAGGUCGUGAUUGACCUCUUGGAUAGUGAGGCCGAGGGACGCGACCCGGUGGCUUCUCUAGGCGGCAACCUAGGAUUUGAGGAGGCUCAAGGGGAGUCGGCGGGGGCUAGCUCGAAGCGACCCCUGCCAAGUGACUCCACCCCACCGCCUAAGAGGGCCCGUCUCGUCCUGCCCUCGCUAUUCUCCGCCGAUGACUCCGAGGGGUCCGUAGACUUCGCUCUUCGUCAACUGGCCAGGGUUCAGGCCGCCGGGGAUUCAUCCUACUUGGGUAACCUACCCCACUCAACCCGUCGCGCUAAGCUGGCCCUUUGUUUGGCGCAGGCGAGCUCCAUCGUGGCCUCGGGUUUCGGUGAAGACGACCCUUCGGUUCACGAUCAGGCAGUUCGUGAGCUAUCCUUGCAAGCCGCCAAUGCUCGUUCCGCUCUCGAACGAGCAUCCUCCCGGAUAUAUGCCUUGAUGGCUGAGAACGGGUCACUGUCCCGGCAAUGCGAGCUUGCCGAGGAGAAGCUUCAAGACGUCCAAUCGAAGCUCUGCGAGACGAAGAGUGCCCUGGAGGGACAGAUUGCGCGGGCGAACGAGGAGAGGGAUGCGGCUGUUCGGCAGCUGGGCGUGAGGGAACAAGACUUCCAAGAGGAACUUUUACGCUGCCUUACCGCUGAGCGAAAGAAGUCCCUAGGAGAGCUUCUGGCUACUGCCGAGGGUUUGGCAGUUCUUGAUCAGUACCGGGUCAAGUUAUUCCAGAGGUAUCCGCACACGAAGCUCUUCCUGAAGGAUGCGUGUCCUAUCGGCAUGUAUUAUGUGAAGCAAACCAUUGCCGCGUGUGAAGCCCUGGCCUCCGAGCAGCAGGCGGUCGUUCGUUAUGAGCCUACGGUUGUCCUUGGCAAGAUUAGCAGGACGCUUCCUUUAUGGAAGGGCGAUCCUCGUGAGCCGAUCGAUUAUGCCUGGUGGCAGUCCAUUACGGACGACCUAAUCUCGUCCGUUGGUUCGUCCUCUACUUCCCGGCUUCCGGAGCCGCUGACCACUGGCCCGGCUGGCGCGGCGUCGUCGGCAAUUGCCGGUCCUCACUCGACUCUUCCUCUGCCACCUAUCCCUGCCGCCAAUCCUGUUUCCGCCUCCUCCGCUCCUCUGUCCAUUCCUUCUGUUGCUGCUGAAGUUGUUCAUCGUUCUUCGUCUUCUUAA
This is a messenger RNA of Erythranthe guttata (spotted monkey flower), 3121 nucleotides long. The record is from RefSeq and is a predicted model, not a curated record. NCBI's taxonomy places the organism in Eukaryota, Viridiplantae, Streptophyta, Magnoliopsida, Lamiales, Phrymaceae.